AUUCGGAGCCCGGGGCUGUGGACGCGCACUGCCUCGUGGCCGCGCACGUUCCAUUCGAAUAUUAGAAACGGAGACGAGCACGUGCGCGUACCCGUAUUCUUUGUGUGGUAGCGUAGAGAAGCGCCAAAAGAGCCAUGGCUGAUGAAAAACCAAAGGAAGCAGUGAAGACAGAAAGCAAUGAACACAUAAACCUGAAGGUGGCAGGUCAGGAUAGCUCUAUAGUGCAGUUCAAGAUCAAAAGACACACACCGCUCAUCAAACUCAUGAAGGCCUACUGCGAUAGACAGGGACUUUCAAUGAGGCAAAUCAGAUUCAGAUUUGAUGGACAGCCAAUAAAUGAGACGGACACACCAUCGCAGUUGGAAAUGGAAGAUGAAGAUACAAUUGAUGUGUUUCAACAACAGACGGGAGGCCUCAUUUAAUCCACCACAUUCUUCACCAUUUUCCACAACAACUGCUUCUUUGCAGCUUGUCCCGUUGUCCCAACAGAUUUCCAUGCAGAAGAAGUUGUCCUUUCUGCUACACAAAACUGUUGUAUAGUAUUUUCAAACUUGCCCUUGCUACAUUUAUGUUUCUGUACAUAAACAACACCCAGGUCUUGCUUGUUCAUGCUUUGUAGUGGACAAUGUUAGGGACUUCCUCUUGCAAGGCGACAGACAGAAUUAGACUAAAUACAACUGACUUUAUUGAUUAAAUGUUAUUGGGCUAGGCUUGGUUAGUUCCCAGAGAAUUUAUUCUCAAACUCUACUACUUUGGGACUGGCUGUCACUUGGGGAACAGUGUACCUAGUUUGGGAAUGGGGAUGCAUUAUCAUUUGGUUUCUGUUAUCUCAGAAAAACUAUUAGAUUUUUUAAAUGUUUUUAUAGUAGUGAAUGUGUAUAAAAAUGUUUGAUUAAUCGUUUGACAAGGCCAACAUUCACAUAUUGGGAAGCCUCAAGAGGUGUCUCAGUGAAAUAAACAUCUGUAUUCUCUAAUAAUAUGCCUGUCAAAAUAAAAAUGUUGUCUUUUUCCAAACAUCUACUUAUUUUGUCUGCCUGAAAAAUAAAAAUCAUACAUUUGUUUCCUAA
Messenger RNA from Eleginops maclovinus (Patagonian blennie), 1067 nucleotides. Its product is annotated as small ubiquitin-related modifier 2-like. Gene Ontology annotation, molecular function: protein tag activity; ubiquitin-like protein ligase binding. Gene Ontology annotation, biological process: protein sumoylation. The coding region runs from base 135 to 422 and encodes 95 amino acids. The transcript has 4 exons. The record is from RefSeq and is a predicted model, not a curated record. Lineage: Eukaryota; Metazoa; Chordata; Actinopteri; Perciformes; Eleginopidae. Gene Ontology annotation, cellular component: nucleus.